Molecule: messenger RNA, 561 nt
Organism: Necator americanus (New World hookworm)
Lineage: Eukaryota; Metazoa; Nematoda; Chromadorea; Rhabditida; Ancylostomatidae
Exons: 1
Coding region: 1-561 (186 amino acids)
Source: RefSeq, a predicted model, not a curated record
AUGCGUGUCCAAAGUGUCUACAGCCCUGCAGGAAACACCACAUAUUCAGAGGUCACAGGAACAGAUGGGAACAAAAGAUUGCAUCGGCCGGGAAUCGAACCCGGGCCGCCCGCGUGGCAGGCGAGCAUUCUACCACUGAACCACCGAUGCGUGUCCAAAGUGUCUACAGCCCUGCAGGAAACACCACAUAUUCAGUGGUCACAGGAACAGAUGGGAACAACAUCAGAAACUCGCGUAAGCAUUCUACCACUGAACCACCAUGCGUGUCAAAGUGUCUACAGCCGCGGAAACACCACAUAUUCAGAGGUCAAGGAACAAUGGAACAAAAAAAACAUUGCAUCGGCCGGGAAUCGAACCCGGGCCGCCCGCGUGGCAGGCGAGCAUUCUACCACUGAACCACCGAUUCGUGUCCAAAAUGUCUACAGCCCUGCAGGAAACACCACAUAUUCAGAGGUCACAGGAACAGAUGGGAACAACAUCAGAAACUCGCGUAUAAAACAUUGCAUCGGCCGGGAAUCGAACCCGGGCCGCCCGCGUGGCAGGCGAGCAUUCUACCACUGA